Messenger RNA from Colletotrichum gloeosporioides, 930 nucleotides. RefSeq names its product 2-keto-3-deoxy-L-rhamnonate aldolase. The record is from RefSeq and is a predicted model, not a curated record. Gene Ontology annotation, molecular function: aldehyde-lyase activity. Bases 1 to 930 code for a protein of 309 amino acids. The transcript is spliced from 3 exons. Gene Ontology annotation, cellular component: cytoplasm. Lineage: Eukaryota; Fungi; Ascomycota; Sordariomycetes; Glomerellales; Glomerellaceae.
AUGGCAAACCAAAUUAAGUCCCCUGUUGUUGAUGCGACAGGCAAGACACGAUUGAGGGAAUCGCUUGAAAGGGCGGAAAGAGGCGAAGGCCCGAGCGUCGGUCAAUGGCUUGAGUUCCCCGGCUACUCCCUAGCAAGGACAGUAGCGCCUUUGGGAGAGGAUUGGAUUCUCAUCGAUACAGAGCAUGGAAAUAUCGACGACAGAGACAUGUACCUUCAGGUCGGGGCCAUCUCGACUUCAGGGGUGUCACCCAUCGUAAGGAUACCUGCAUCGGAGCACUGGAUGAUGAAGAGGGCCCUGGACUGCGGUGCUCACGCCAUCAUGGUACCGAUGUGUGAGACAAAGGAACAAGCAGAAGCUGUUGUUCGGGCAUGCAAGUACCGCUCAGCUCGAUGGCCUCAAGGUCUUCGCGGAGCCGGUGCCAUGUUCGCGCACUCUGCAUUCAAUCAAACCGGUCGAGAUUAUUUACUCAGCGCAAACGAUAACGUCAUGGUUUGCGUGCAAAUAGAGAGCCAAAAGGCCGUGGACAAUGUGGAGGAGAUUGCUGCAGUAGAUGGGGUUGACAUGCUGUUCAUCGGGCCCAACGAUCUCGCGGCAUCGAUGGGCUAUGUGGCAUUUGAUCAUGCUUCAAUCCCCGAAGUCCAGGAAGCGAUUGCUCGUGUUCUGAAGGCUGGGCUUGACGCCGGGAAGUACGUUGGGCACUUCGCACUCAGUGCCGAUGUUGCGGCGGCCAAGUACAAACAAGGAUUCCACUUCGUGAACUGCGGAGCGGACAUCGUUGCCAUCGCCGCAUGGAUGUCUAUUGAGAUGGGAAAGCUGAAGAGCCUGGUUUCUACAAAGGCCCACGAGGACAAGCUGAAGGAGGUGAAUGGCACCAACGGAAAUUCGGGAGCAACGGAAAACCCCAAAACGGCCACCGAGUACAAUUAA